AACAGCUCAAACGGCCGUGCCUGAACAGUGGACAUCCACUGCGAGAACGUCAACGCAACCCAUGUGCAGGCUUAUAUCAUUAUAUCAUUUCGAAUGUAAAAACAUUACAUGUUUUUUAUAUGUUCAGUUUUAAAAGUAAUAGAAAAUGUUUGUGUCUAAUCUACUUCCCAUUGCGGGUGGCAAAUCGGCGGAAAACAACAUGUCAUGUCUGAAAGGACCAAACACCGAGUGAUAUGAUGCCAGCUCCCACAGAUCUGACACCUUUGACAAUAAGGAAGCAUGCACCAUUCUCCUGCUGAGCCUGAUACGGACAGCUGCACUGCUACUGCUGGCAAGUGUUGGCAAACGGUUACGAGGUAAUUCAAUUAAAACGAUCUUUAGUUACUGUCAUUGGGACGGGGAUAUUUUGUCUUACCGUGAGAGCCUCCGGAUUUCUAAAACAGGUCUGUUCCCACUUGGUCUGUUCACACUCCCUGAAUGUCCUUCCUCACAAUGAAGACCAGCUGUAUGUUUAGCAGAAUGUAUCCUCUACUGAUAUCAUCUGCUCUAGCAGUCAUGGUCUACCUCAUCAUCACAUUGCCCAGCAGGUCACAGCCAGGCAAGCACAAACCCCACAGUCAACUUUAUCCAUUCAACACCUCCAGCCAGUCCAUCACGCCAGUCUAUGGCACCAGACAUUUUAUGGUCGGUGCUUACAAGGAAUAUCGUGUGACCGGACGCUCCGUACGCAUCAUUAGUAUCUUCCGACGAGACUCUGUGGAGCCUCUGUACUGCGUGUUCUACUGUGGGGCUGACUGGGCCAAGACUGGAAUGGAGGCAGAAGUACAAGUGCACUCCGACCAUUUUGGUUUUCCCUUUGGGACGACUGAUGUCUUGUGUCCACAUCCUCCCGGCUGCCACCCCACACAUGUCACCCUCUCCAAACAAGCCGAUGCCCAGUAUGCACAGAACCACACUUUCCUCCGAAUCCAGAACCUUUUGAAGAGGGACGAAGAGGAGACAUUCCCACUUAACUUCACUGUCUGUGUUUCUAAUCUGUUUGGUGACUAUAACAACGUGCUUCAGUUCGCCCAGACUCUGGAGAUGUACAAGUUGUUGAAUGUGCAACGUGUCGUGGUGUAUAAAACCAGCUGUGGUCCAGACCUGGAGAGACUUCUGCGGAGUUACACAGAUGACGGCUUUUUGGAGGUGGUGCCCUGGCGUAUCGACAAACACAUGACCCCAUCAAGUGGAUGGCAGCCCACUGAGCAUGGAGGGGACAUCCACUACUAUGGCCAGCUGACCACUCUCAAUGACUGUGUCUAUAGAUAUAUGUACCAGUCACGCUAUGUUCUGCUGAACGACAUAGAUGAGAUUAUUACACCAUACCAACAUGAAACCCUGACUCAGCUGAUGGAGGACCUUCAGAGGCAACACCCAGAGGCCGGAGUGUUCCUCAUAGAGAACCACAUCUUCCCAAAGUCUCAGUUUGAGCCCAGCGGAAGGUUUGAUCGGCUCAGCUGGAGGGACAUUCCAGGGAUCAACAUAAUGCAGCACAUCUACAGAGAGGAGCCAGAUUAUAGAAUCUACCACCCCUCCAAGAUGAUCAUAAGACCCAGGACAGUGGAGCAGACAUCGGUCCACUCUGUGCUGCGUAACUUUGGGGAGACGAUAAAUGUUCCUCCUCAGCUGUGCCAUAUUAUCCAUGUCAGAGUUCCCCUACAAAAUGGACUGAGCAAGGAGGAGCUACACGAAGACAAGAGGAUCUGGGACUAUGAGAAACAAUUGGUGCCUAAUGUAGAUAAAGCACUGGAGCGAGCAGGGUUUCUAACCACAGGGUAAGCAAGACAGAGAAAGUUGGGGUGACAAUAUCAGAGCUACACGUUUAGCCCUUAAUGCCUUUGCUGUUCCAGAUGUUCCAACAAAGAGACUUCCAAGCACUGAUCCAGCAGGGAGGACAGAAUGUUUCUAAUAUUCAGUCUGAAUGUUUUCUACAGAGGAAAACAUAUGAACAGUUUAGGGGUUUAGCUGGAUGUGUAGUACAUUGUUUAUAUGUGAUUAAUAUAUUUGUCAAAUAAUUUGUAUUAAAUUUGAAAACUAAUUCGAGGCACAAAUCAGCGAAUACGUGACACUGUACAUAAGUUGUGGUGACCCUUUUUGGCUCAACAGCACCUCUUUGCCUGUAAAUGGACAAGAAUUGCUAACUUUUUUCCAUGAGCGUAGAGAUUUUUAGGUUUGUGAAGGACAGGGGAAAAUAAUGGUUUAAAGCAAUGGUGUCUUGUAAUAAAUGUGUUAUUUGUGUUGUGUUUAUUAUAGGUUAUACCAGGCAAAAGUGCCUUUAUGUUUAAAAGACAGUUAAUGCGAAAUCAAUCCUUGGGUAAAUUUUUCUUGCCUCAAUUCAGUCGUCUGGAGGCCCAUGUUGAGCAGAGGCGGAGUUUAAAUGGGUGCGAUGGUUGCGCGCCACCCAUGGCAGCCAAUCAGAGGGCCCCAGAAGAAGUGUAUCUUAAGGUUGAAAAAACAUUGCAUAGAUACUAUAUAGUUGACAUUGAAGUGAUAAUAAUCUAUAUUUGUCUUGUUAUUCCAUAAUGCAUUUGUAUGAUGAUCAAUAUGUGACCAUGGGGCGAAUUGUAACGACUCGUCAUGGUGUAGUGUUGGAGGGAACCAGGCGCAGGCAGAUAUCACGUUCGUUGGUUUUAUUAAAACAACAA
This is a messenger RNA of Esox lucius (northern pike), 2687 nucleotides long. RefSeq names its product glycosyltransferase family 92 protein F13G3.3. Bases 478 to 1821 code for a protein of 447 amino acids. The record is from RefSeq and is a predicted model, not a curated record. Lineage: Eukaryota; Metazoa; Chordata; Actinopteri; Esociformes; Esocidae. The transcript has 8 exons.